CAAAUGUCUGACUGACAUCACAGGAAGCUCCAAGACAAAUCUGAUCUGAUGAGGGCUGUGGCUUUGCCAUUAACUAGAUAUAUCAUUUUAUUUAGGCGGUUUGCUGUAUAAACAGUUUCUGUUCUGGGAUCCUCAUUAUCUUGCAAGCUCUCUGAGGAUGGCUGAGCCAAGUGGGAGAUAUCAGCAGCUGCCCAAUGAAGAGGAGCCAGAGGAGGGAGCUCAGGUGACCGGCGACGCUCCUCCCCCGUACAGCAGUAUUGCAGCUGACAGCGCAGCGUAUUUUGACUACAAAGACGACGCCGCGUUUCCCAAGCCCCCGUCUUACAACGUGGCCACAUCUCUGCCGUCGUACGACGAGGCAGAGCGAACCAAAGCGGAGUCGACUGUCCCGCUGGUGUCUGGCAGACACAGGGAACGUCUGGACACAUUCGAUGACGUAACUCGCUGUGCGCUGGAGGAUGAUGACUUUGUGGCCAGAGAUGACUUUGAGGACGCUGACCAGCUGCAGAUAGGCAAUGAUGGCAUUUUCAUGUUGACGUGUUUCAUGGCAUUUCUCUUCAACUGGAUUGGCUUCUUUCUGUCGUUCUGCCUUACGACCUCAGCAGCUGGCCGUUAUGGCGCCAUCUCUGGGUUUGGUUUGUCUCUCAUCAAAUGGAUUCUCAUUGUACGGUUUUCUACUUAUUUCCCUGGUUACUUUGAUGGGCAAUACUGGUUAUGGUGGGUGUUUCUGGUGCUUGGCAUCCUGCUCUUCCUCCGAGGCUUUAUUAACUACGCCAAGAUCCGAAAAAUGGCAGACUCUGUUUCUACUCUUCCGCGGACCAGAGUUCUCUUCAUCUAUUAAAGUCACUUGCUGGAAAUGAAAACACAUUCACGGGCCUGCGUUGAACCGUUGAGACCCAGCGGGGGGGAUAUAUUUAAGGAAAAAAAUCCUUCCAUCUGUUAUCUACUCAUCUGAAUGGAAGACCGCGGAAUUCCAGAGCGAUGGAGGAAGAGGGUUUUUUUGGUUUUUUUCUUUUUCUUUUUCUUUCUUUCCCACCCUCUGCUUUUGAAAAUGCAGUUCGGGUAUCAGAUAGCAAGAUACUCUUUUUACGUUCCUAGAUGUAAAGUAGUGGAUGCUAACAGCUCUGUACCUGUUCUGAAAUCAUUAGUGGUUUGAUGUUGAGUGCUGUAACGUAUUAAAAAAAAAAAAAAAAAAAAGCCUUAUGUAUGAGAUCUUUUUUGUAGUAAAGGCAUGCACUGCACUCCCUGUUAACCAGUAGGGGGAAGUCUUGCUUUUUUUAUUUCAGUGUUUUACCUCCCCCUCCCUUCCUCAUUCGGUGACGUUUGACAAGAAGGCAACCAGUCACCGCCGGUCACCAUUCAUGAAGCGCUUUUCUCUUUGUGAAUGGCAGUGUGAAAUGAAUUGAAUCUAAAACAGUCGAUGCUUUUCUUCUAUUCUCUUCUACUGUUUCUCCCUACAUGACAUGAAAUUAAAGUUAAAGACAUUGGCCCCCGUAGCGGCUUAUUAAUAGUAAAAUUAAGCUCAAGGAAUAUUUUUAAAAGCGUUAGAAGGCGCGUGAAUGGCAUCUAGCAUCCAGCGAUUUAGUUUGGGGGGGGGGGUUUGUGCACUGAACAUUUGGCCCCGUGCUUUUUCAGCGAAGGAAACUUUAAUAUUUUCUCCUUUUAUACACGACGCUGAUGGCACUGCACAUUUUUUCCGACCUUUGAAUAUACAUUUAGCCGGAUGCCUCUUCCCCCACCUCGUGCAGUGGCCAUGAUAGGGGCCCGUUUGAUCUCUCGCUGUCUAAUCAUGCAUGAUUUUGUUGUGGCUUGUCUGCUCUUGUCACCUUGGUUCUCGUCCAUGACACAGGAAGUUGCUCUUUUGUGUUCAGUUUUCCAUGCAGCUUUGCGGUCACCCUUUGAAUUCCAAUGGCUGUGCACAUGUAUUUGCUUGUAAAUAAGAUACUGCUAUUAAAUGUCUCUGCUGUUCAACGUU
Molecule: messenger RNA, 1975 nt
Organism: Puntigrus tetrazona (Sumatra barb)
Lineage: Eukaryota; Metazoa; Chordata; Actinopteri; Cypriniformes; Cyprinidae
Gene: ndfip1l
Product: Nedd4 family interacting protein 1, like
Exons: 9
Coding region: 158-841 (227 amino acids)
Biological process (GO): positive regulation of protein ubiquitination; metal ion transport; vacuolar transport
Cellular component (GO): Golgi apparatus; perinuclear region of cytoplasm; endoplasmic reticulum
Molecular function (GO): WW domain binding
Source: RefSeq, a predicted model, not a curated record